AAUGUUGCUGACGUACAACCAUAAAGAUACACGUUCACCUAGCAGAUAUCUCGCGACUUUUCGAUAAUUUCCUACGCUCGGAAACGCAGGUAACGGGACUCCGUGUCACGCUUUUGAUUUUACUUCGCGGAUGAAAUUUCGUAAUUGCCCAGUCGUCGUUGGAAAUCGACGAAAACAAAACAAAAAACGAUCCAGUAAACGUCAAACAGCCGAUGAUUGAAGUGUUGAAAUUGAGAUAUUAGUGUUCGGAAAGAGCUAAAUUUGUGUUUGUUUCGUGGACGUUUAUUUUGAUUUUUUACGCGUCAAGUGUUGAAUUUGUUUAAAGUAAAAGUAAAAUGGAAUUUAGUUUUAAUUUAAAUGAUGUGUUCAAGUCGCCGAUAGUGGAAAUAACGCCCAAUCUCAUCCCGCCGGGGUAUGCAGGUGACCGAAGGGCACUCUGGGAUACCGUAUCUAAGGUGGGUGAAAUAGUAAACCAAAUGGGCGCAGCGUCUGCGGCAGCUCAAGGAUUAAACAAAGCUAUCACUACAGCCGAUAGAAUUAGGAAUUCCGAACACAAACUAUAUUUUCUUAUCGAUCAAAAGGCGAACAGUGGAAAAGGCGCCGUAACGGGCAUGCUAAAAACUGGAAAUAAAAGUUUAUACGUGUUCGACCGGGACGGCAAUCACUAUCAAGUUCAACCGCCGUGUUUGUUGGAUUUUUACGUGCACGAAAGCAAGCAACGCAAUGGUUUGGGAAAGGUACUUUUCGAACACAUGCUACAGAAAGAAGGAAUAGCGCCGGUACAAAUGGCGAUCGAUCGACCAAGCGACAAGCUCCUGGGUUUUCUCAACAAGCACUACUCGCUGAGAGAUCCCGUCAAGCAGAUGAACAAUUACGUGGUGUUCGACGAUUUUUUUCCGAGGCGAGGAAUUCCGGCGCCGGAACCGCAGCAGGAGGCGGCGGGACUUCGGAACAAAAAUAAUCCGAACUCGGCUAAUGGUCUGCAACCGGUACCAUCCCCUUUGGGACGAUACGGAGCCCCAAGACCGCCUUGCAGCAUGGGACAGAUAAUCCACAAUCAAUCACCAAGCGAUAAAAGGCAAGAGAUCGGCGGCGUCCAAUCAAUUCCCACCACCAAUUACCAAGGUUACCAACAGACCUACAGUCCCAAUGCAUAUUCCACGGGUUCUCCAAAUGCUGCGUAUUAUGCUCAAAAUAACUACAAUCAGUACCAAAAUCAAAUGCAAGCUAAUUAUCCGAACGCGACUUGGCAACAGGAUCCCAAUACUGCAAACCAGGCUUUCGGGACCGCUGCUCAAAUGGUGCAAGAUUCAACGAACGGUUACGCCCAAAGCCCGCAAAAUGUUCCUUAUCAAACAAUGCCCAAUUACGUUAUGGAUACCACGACUACAUAUCUAGACAGCUACCAAGUCCCUAAACCAAACCAAAGCGAUAAAACAGCUAAUGCGACCUACGCCGAUGGUACGCAGUCAGGCCAAACUAAUGCCAAUUACCAACAAUAUCAACAAUCUAACGAUCCCAAUUCCAUUGCUGCACAACAAUACGAAAAUAACGCGGAUAUUCAACAACAAGCCACGAACAUGUACAACCAACAAGAGGCUUACCAACAAGCCGUAAACCUAGCCGCCCAACAAGCCAAUAAAAUUGAUCAGCAACAAAUAGCCCAACAACAAGCUGCCAACAUGGCCGCGCAACAACAAGCUGCCAAUAUGGCUGCACAACAACAAGCUGCAAACAUGGCCGCGCAACAACAAGCGGCCAACAUAGCAGCUCAGCAAGUAGCUCAACAACAAGCUGCUCAACAACAAGCGGCUAGCUUAGCAGCUCAGCAAGUAGCUCAACAACAAGCAGCUCAGCAAGUAGCUCAACAACAAGCAGCUCAGCAAGUAGCUCAACAACAAGCAGCUCAACAGCAAGCGGCAAGUUUGCAAGCACAACAACAAGCGGCGAAUUUGCAAGCUCAACAGCAAGCGGCAAGCUUGCAGGCACAACAACAAGCGGCGAAUUUACAAGCUCAACAGCAAGCCGCGAGCUUGCAAGCUCAACAGCAAGCCGCGAGCUUGCAAGCUCAACAGCAAGCCGCGAGCUUGCAAGCUCAACAGCAAGCCGCGAGCUUGCAAGCUCAACAGCAAGCGGCGAGUAUGUUGGCUCAACAACAGGCGGCGAACGCGGUUGCUCAGCAGCAGCAAGUUCAGGAGAUGAACGAGCAGGCGGCGAAUAUGGCUGCUCAACAACAAGCCGCCGCUCUGAUGGCUCAACAGCAAAUUGAUAUGGCUGCGUACAUGGCGGCGCAACAGCAAAUGGCUGCUCCGAGCGUUACGUCGUAUCCUCCCCAAAACCAGGCGUAUCAGAACCAGAUGAUGGGCCAAGGCAUACCCCAGAUGGACCAAUUAAUGUCCCAAGUUAAACCGCAAAUUAGCCAACAGUAUAUGGCGCCUUUAAUGCCCUCUGUGACCGCUCAACCUUCGACUUAUCAACCACUUCACGGCAUCCAAUCGACUCCCAUGACCCAAGCUUCGGCUGCGACGCGAUUCGCGACGACCACGGCUUCCGCGCCCAGUUUCUCGCCGAAUCUCGUCGGAAACGUGCCCCAAAUCAACGGGAACUUCACCAUGGCCUCUUCGGGCGACUACGCCCGAAGGGCCAUGUCCGCCGCCGUGUCACCCGUCGUUUCCAAGCAAGAAAUCCCUCCGAUGUUGUACGCUAAUCAAACCUCGAACAUUCCGCCCAUGCAGAAUAUGUCCGAUAAAACUCAAGAUGCGUUAAAGGCGAAUCAGUACGUUACGGGACAAUCGGGCGAUUAUCAGCUGCAACAGCAGAUCAAUCAAAGCUUGGAGAAUGUUGUGAACGAAAUGGGCGAUAGGCCGUACUCUGCAGUGUGCGGAGCUGACAGGUUUAGAGUCCAAACGGCCGUGCGCUUUAAGAACGACGGUACUGAUUACGUUAAGAAACCCACCGAGAACGAUUUAAAAUACGGAUACCCGCCGCAAGUUUCCCAAUCUCGAAUAUUUACUCAUCCCAUUCCCAUUAGGCCUUAAUAAGGUCGAUAAAAUUGUUAGUUUAGAACCGAUAACCAAAUUCCUUUGCCUCACCAAUCCCCGAAAGGAUUUUUCUGCUACAUUCAAAAAAAUUAGCAGUCGCAUUGCAUCCCCAUAAAUCGAAUAAACGCAUGUGAAGAUGUGCAAAAAAAUAUUCCAGUAACGUACGAAAAGAGCCCGAGCACGGUAAUCAAACAAAAUUGGAACGGCCCCGUUCGUUGGUUAUACAGCCACAGGACGAUCGGGACGAGGGGGAGGCGGACAAGGACGAGGUGGACAAGGACUCGUUGGCCGAUCCCGUCGACGUCGCGGCGCAGGAAUUGGACGUCGAGGAGCCCGUCGAGGAAAAAAUCAAAGUUAGGGGUGCUACCGAAAAUUUCUUGUGCGGCGAAAACGUGACUCCCUCCCCAAGGAAAAAUCCAAGUCACCUGACCGAACAAGGUUAUGUCGAUUUGAAAUUUUACCACAACAAACUGUGGUGAUUUGGAUUGUUUUUUUUUAUUGCAAUAAAAUUAUUGUUGUAUUUUGCCUGUCCUUUUGUUUGAUGACGCGGGUUUGGCUAUGCGUUUGUUCUGUAGAAGCAUUUGUUAAUUAGGUUUUCGGUGGAAGAUGAAAGGAAAUUAAUUGUAAUUAAGGUGCAAAUUAGUGAUAAUAGUGCAAUGUGUCUAGUACACAAUAAUUUUUUCAAUUACACAAAUAUUUUCUUAAGCACGCUAAGUAAUUUAAAAAAAUAUGCUUCUCAUGGAGCAGAUGCAUAAGGACAAUCCUGCUAGUUAUAUUUUGUGAUAAUUGUUUUGUUUCUAUUACAAAAUUUUGCCACUAAUUGAGAUUUUUAUGCAGUUAACUCGGAAAUUUUUGUGUGUAUACGCAUUUUUUUUAGAUAUCUUGUAAUUGCUUUGUGAUAUUUUAAAUAGGAUUUCCGUUUUUUUUAUCUUUCUAAAGGUGCGUUACUUAUUUUUUCAAUUUUCUCAAAAGUUACCUCCAAAACCAAAUAUGUACUUUAAAAUAACCCAUUCCAAAUGGUCAGAAUUUUUUUUCUAUUUUUCUAAUAGGAGAAAUGUAAUCUUAGUUAACGAGGUUUUUUAUUUUAAUAAAUUAAUUUAUUUAACACGUUUUGUUUGUCUAUAUCUGUGCAAUAUACUUAGGUGUUGUAUUUAUUGUAUUCAUAUUUAAAUAUUUAAAGGAAAAUAAAUAAUUUUUUAACGCUUCAAAAUAUUUCUCUUUAUGGGAAACUAAAGUUAUUGAACUAUUUUAGAUAAUAUAACCUAUAUAAAUUCGUCAAUUUUAUUCCAACAGGAAUAAUCCGAUGAGAAAAAUCAACACUUUAUGAGUACUUGGGAUAUUUUUUGAUUAUUUAUUCAAGUCAUUAAGCAAUUAAUAAAUUAAUAAAACAUUUUUCAACAUACACUAUAGAUAUAUGUAAUGCUUUUACAGAGAUAAAAAGUAGAAAAAAGUUUUUCAACAAACGCUAAGAACGGAAAACUUUAAAUACAAUUAAAAAUUUUCAACAUUGAGAAUUAUAUUCGAACAUUUAAGAAAAAUAGAAAUAUUUAUAUAUUUUUUAAUAUUUACACACCACCAAUAUCAUCUUGAGUGCUUAUAGGUUCGAAUGGUGAUCACAGAAAAUAAAAACGAGGUUCAUUCGACUAUGAAAACUAGAGUGAACCACAUUAUAGUAAUUCGGAUUCAAAUUUAUAAAAUGGUACACUCUAUUCCAUUUAUUUCUCAUUACUUUAGUACGAUUGUAAUUCCAAAGUUACUUGCAUUAACAGUACAAGACUUAUAACUAAUACUUCGAGUAGCAGAAGAAUAUCUUACUCUUUGAUAAGAGCUUAAAAGUGUUGAAGAGUAACUUAAUUUUUAUAACAGAUUAUGAUCGAUGAUUUGCAUUCCUGUACUGCUAAGACAUUCAAAUUUGAACCGCCAAAUUGGAUUUGAGCGGUCUAUAAAGUAAUUAGAAAGCACAAUUCGCAAGAAAAAAAUAGAACAAAUCUUAAUACAAAUAAGUACAAAAAUAAUAUAAACAAUAGUUAUUUGUAAAAAAGUUUAACGUUAAUAUACGAUCGCUUUAAACUUAAUUACAAAUUUUCAAACAAAAUUGUAAAGUACAAACAUAACAUUACAAAAAAAAUGUAUUGCAUUUUGGUAACAGUAUAGAACUUAAUUAAUUCAACUAAUUUAUUCGAUAAAAGGAAGUUUAUAGAUUACGUUUUAAAUGGUUUAAUUCUACAUGAUUCCACUGUUAAUUAAUAAAAGUAACGAAAACUACCAUUAACAUUUAUACAAAUCCAACGACAUAUUAAACUCCCUUUCACUCAAAAUUCGUUUCCCUCAAAAAUAAUAUGCAGUUUGUUAAUUACGAUGAAUAUAAUAAAUUACACUUUAAAUACUUGCAUCUUUGGUACUUGACCCAAUUAGGGAAGUAACGACGAGUCUACGCCUCGAAAGGAUACAUAGAGAGCCACCCUUAAUAACAAUAUAAAGUACAUAAUAAUAAAUGAUCACAAAAAAAUCAGCCCCUUCAAUGCUUCACAGCACCCUUAUCGAUUAAUUUCGACGGUUAAGACUACAUUAUUAUACAUCAAAGGUUUUUAAUGAGAUUUUACUAAUCGCUCGAAUUGACUGUAUAUGAUAUAAUUAAGAGGUUUCCAACCUAUUUAAACAAACAAUUUUAUUGAAUACUAUAUUUAGAGUAUUUAAGGGUUGGAUAUGUAUGAAUUAGACUAAGAGGAUGCUCGAUUAUAUACAAUUUGUACCUUUAAAUAGCGUCUUAACCGUCUGUACAUUAUUUACACUUCUCGAGUCAAUUUCUACGAAUACACUCGUUCUAAAUUAAUAAAAAAACAAACAGAACUAAUUCCACUACGAGCCAGAUAUGUUCCCAACUCACCUACAUCCUCAUCAGCGCGCUCUAACAAUCUUACUCGCAUUUAUCGGGAUUACAGUCCAGCGAACGGGGCGUUUCACGCGUCGCUGUCCGGAUCGCUGUCGCUGCGCGGCUGCCCGAAGUUCCUGGUGAUGCUCUCGCUCAUCGACCGGAUGUUCUGCAGGUGCACGUCGUCGGCGGGCACCGAGAAGUAGUUGAGCCGGUCGAGGUCCGGCAUGGCGUUCAGAUCGUCGUCGGUGCGAUAGCAGUUGUCGUACUCGGAGUCGUAGAGCGCGCUCAGCGAGUCCAGCGACAUCAUGGCGUCCGAGUCGAAGAUGCGCGACGACGCCCGCGACGACAUGCUCGUGUUGUCGUCCAUGUCGACGUCGUGGUUGUGGUCGAUGUACGCCGAAUUCACGUCGCUCAGAGCGC
Molecule: messenger RNA, 6336 nt
Organism: Phyllotreta striolata
Lineage: Eukaryota; Metazoa; Arthropoda; Insecta; Coleoptera; Chrysomelidae
Source: the annotation of a GenBank genome assembly